CUCAAACGCGCCCAUGGUUUUAUGGUGAAGCGCAUGUUUUAUGCAAACCUCUGAUGUCACGUGACUGCUCUAGGAAGUAGCAUAUAUUUUGACACAAAUAUUGAACUAUGCGGUCAUUCAUCGAACUCGACUUUUGCGGGAACAGGUACGCUACAUUUCCAUAUAAUUUUUAAUGUUCAGACUAUGUUUGAUUUAAUAGUUUGAGUGAGAGGGAUUUGGUAUAGAAACUGACUUUAUUGUGAUUGUAAAUUGUCGGAAAAGCUUUUGUUGGGUAACAUUGUAUGCAUCAACGGCAUGCUGUAGCUAAAGUAAUACAGCUAGCAGGUGGAACUGUCAGACCUAUUGUAUGGACAUGGAUAGUGAUGGCCAUGCACAUUAGCGCACAUGGUUUUCAAUAGGCCCUUCACGUGACAUAAUGCAGCGGCAUAAGCUACGGUAGAGAGGACACUAUUCAUGACAAGUGCAUCAUAUUUGAGGGGUCUUUUCUUUGUCCCUUUUUGUUUAUCAGACAAAAUUGAAUAAUAGUAGAAAAUAGCAUCCAUAAGCUGGCUAUUAUUGCUUAUUAUUUAUUAUUCAAGUUCUAUCCUAUAGUUUGGAUGAAGUGGGUAAAGACACUAGACAGAAGGGAUUUGUUAAGUAAUUUGAUAAUGUUGUACUGUUUUGGAAUUGGGUGAAGGCUUCAAGGCGCAAUACAUUUUCACAGGAUUGGUUAUUAUGAGUUUCUACAAAGUUACGUAUUAAGGCUUAAAAUACUGUAUAAUUUAAGAAUGAUACAUUUGUGAAAAGCCAAAUCCAUCCUUUCAGAUCAUCUGGUGGACUGUGUUGCAACUCUGUAAUGUCCUCAGAGUCAACAAUGUGAGCACUGUUAUUCAUCAGGCUGCUCGGGGCUACCUAGUUCGUCAGCACAAAAUUAUCAAUUUAAUGAUUUGUUAGUGCUGCACUUAUGAGUUAAGAGCGGUAUACAAAAUAUGUAUGUAUAGUAUUAGGCUACUUGUACACCACAGAUCUAUAACUCCAAUUUCUAUGUAAAUAUGGUCGGGUCGCCCAAAACGUCUUAAAGAAGGCUUUGGUUACCCAAAGUUGAAAGAAAACGUACAUUUAUGUUCACACUGAAUGACCCAGCCUAUGAUAAUCUUUAUUUUUUUUAAAUGUAUUAGGCUACUGUACAUUAACAUUGUAGGUAGGUCAACAUCCUGCAGUCAGAGCUGUGAUCUUGGUUGUUUGGGAUAGCACAACUCCCAAAUCUUGACUCACCAUCAGGCAUCAGCUAAAAAUGUUAAUGAUUUAAUGAGUGUCCAUCCAUACCAAUAGUAUGAUUCCCAGGAUAAUUCAGUGGCAAUGACCUUUGUUGUUUGCUGUGUAAACUUGAUCGAUACUAGACUAUGAUUUCAGAUGUUUCGGUAAAGUUACGCAAACCAUUUACGGUAGAUGCCUCGUCUGUGUAUCUUGUUAAUGUUGACUUUACUCCUUUGAAUGGGUUCAGUCUAGAAACCAGUGUCUCUCCAUUGAUCUAUUGUCUCAAACCUUGAACCCCAAAACAUGUAGGCCUAAAAGGUUCAACCGCUUAAAUACAAUGAAGGUGGAAAUGUGUAGAGAACAGGAUUGGCCUGUUAUCUACUGACAGAGGAGUUGCCUCUCUUUGACACAAAAAAGAAAGACUUAGAUGAACCUAUCUUUGACACAGACAUGUAGGAGGGUGACGGUGGAGGGGACUGUAGUAGGAAGGUGAUGGUGUCCAUAUGUUGUAGCUCCUGGUAUAGCUCAGAGCUGACCGUUUCCACCCACAAACCAAAUAUGCCACAUUAUUAAGAGUAGGCUAGGCUGCCUCCCAGAAAUCCUGUUUGCAUUGGCAGAAAACCAAUCCACGACUGCAAUCAAUGUGUGUUUUUAAGCCGGUGAAUCAGCCAUUGUGAUUAUGGGUUAGUAACAACUGAAUACUUAGCAAUCCAAACCAGGUCUGUAAAUCACCUUUUUGAAGUUAUUCCUGAGCCGUCUUGCUCUGUCUCUCUCCUGUAGGAGCUGAUCUGUGUUGGACCAGAGAAUGUGGAAAGUUGUGUGGGCAGCACUGCUGCUCCUGGCCACUGUGUGUGCCCAGAGAGGCUAUGCCAAGGAGACCAAGGGAGAACCAAAGGUGGGGCAUGUGUCAGUGGUCAUAGUGGGAGGUACAGGUGACUUGGCUAAGAAGUACCUAUGGCAGGGCUUCUUCCAACUGUACGCUAACCAGGUGAGUAGCGGCUACAGUUUCUCCUUUUAUGGAGGAGGCCUGUUGCCCAAGGAUAAGGCCACGCCGAUCCUGUUUGAGGCGCUAAAGGGAGUGGUCUGUCCUCGGGAGCUGUCUGUGGAGCGCUGUGCCCUGGUGAAGGAGCAGUUUCUGAAGCUGGCUGAGUAUUGGCAGCUGAAGACUUUAGAGGACUACCAGGCCCUGGGCAAACACCUGACAGAGCAGCUGAACCAGGAGGGCAUAGUGGAGGCAGGCAGGCUGUUCUACCUGUCAGUGCCAGCCUUCGCUUAUGCGGACAUUGCAGAAAAGAUCAACAACAGCUGCAGACCGACCAACGGGGCGUGGUUGAGGGUGGUGCUGGAGAAGCCGUUUGGUCAUGAUUUCAGUAGUGCCCAACUACUGUCCACUCAACUGGGUACCUCCCUCAAGGAUGAGGAGAUGUACAGGAUCGACCACUAUUUAGGGAAGCAGGUGAUGUACUAGGGCUCCUUAUCAGUCCCCCGUAGACAUUCACAGAAAACUUUGCCCUUGAGGCAGAUCUUUGUUUUAAUUAUAUUGUUUGCUUUUAUACUCAAAAGGUUGUCUCUAAGAUUUUGCCAUUCAGAAGGGAGAACAGCAAGCAUCUGGAUCCUAUCUGGAACAAGCACCACAUUGAGAGAGUGGAGAUUGUACUGAAGGAGACCCUGGAUGCCAGAGGUACUGUGGUCCCAGAAAACGGACCAUUUCACAUUUGAUGUUCACUUAAGCAAGUGUAGUAACCCCAUCUAUAAGAAGAUGUGAUGGUGCCAGUAAUAUCACCUGUCAUGAAGUGUUUGAUUUACUCUCCUUUUGUCACAGGUCGUAUUCCCUUCUAUGACCAGUACGGUGUGAUCAGAGACGUGAUACAGAACCACCUGACUGAGGUUAUGACCCUUCUGACCAUGGGGCUCCCAGCCAACCUGAGCGACGUGAAGGAGGUCCUCAGGAACAAGCUGAAGAUCUUCAGUGCCUUGCAGCACCUGGACAGGAACUGUGCUACCAUUGGUCAGUACCAGACCUACAAUCUAGAGGUACAGGAAGAACUGAACAAAACAAAGGAGUAUUACAGCCUCACCCCCACCUUUGCUGGUAAGUGUUAUGAGAACGUUUGUCUGUAGGAGUUUCGCUUUGAGCCUGUGCAUGAAUAAAAAAAGUUGCCAGUUGUAUAACAGAAGGAAUUUGUAUUAUAAUAUACUAAUAACUAGGGGUAUCAGAGUUAAUCAGUUAACUCAAGUUAACUUUUUUUGUGAUUUUAGUGCACAAUGCUUUUUAAAUUGUGAUUAAUCACAUUGUCUGAAAGCAUUCAAAAUACACUGAAAACAUCCAAAAUACAUAAUCUAAGGUUAAAAACCACAAUGCAAUGUCAAAACAAGUUGACAUUGAGGUUAGAAAAGUGUGUUUUAUCAAUUUACCUGAUUUUGCUAACCGUUACUUUCGGACAAAAUCAAGACGUAAAUAUGUGCUUUUUGUAUAAAAUAAAUCUUAAAUUACAGCUCAAUUUGAGCAAAUUCAGAAUUUGCGAUUAAUCACAGUAAAUCCUGCGAUUAACUUGAUGAAAUGAUUUUAUCGUUUGACAGUCCUAGUAAUAACAUAUGAUACAUAGAUUAUUUGUAGUGAUGAAACAUACUUUUUGUUUUUCUAUUUCAGGUAUCAUGGUGCAUGUUGACAUAGCCCAGUACGAGAAAAUGCCAAUCAUCCUGACCUCAGGUAAGAUGCUGGAUGAGCGCUUAGGCUAUGCUCGCAUUUUGUUCAAGAAUGACAUCUUCUGUGUCCAGAGCCAUGACAGCGUCCACUGCAAGCCUAAGCAGAUUGUGUUCUACUUUGGCCAUGGCACUCUGCAGUACCCAGCCAUUCUCGUGAGUAAGAACCUGUUCAAGCCAGACCUGAUGGACACUGAGUGGAAGGAGGUAACAGAACACAAAGAUGUCAGUGUAUUAGGUAUGCCCAUCUCUGACUACUAUGUGCUGACACCAACGGUGCAGAGAGAGGCUUAUACAGAACUCAUUUUGCACAUCUUCCAAGGCCGGAAGGACAGCUUUAUCAGUACUGAGAACCUGCUGGCCUCCUGGGGUUUCUGGACACCUCUCCUGCACGGUCUGGCCAAAACCUCCCCCCGCCUGUACCCCGGGGGAGCGGACAAUGGCAACUUGCUGGACUUCAGACUGUUAGGACGGGAGGUGACCUUCGCCAACGAGGCUGUGGUCAUGAUCACCCAAGACCACAUGGGCGGAUCUGGGGCAGAGAGCUUCCAAGUGAUGCAGGGGAAGUACCGCAGCGCUGACAUGGUGUCUGCCUGGCCCGAGGAGCUCAUCGUGCGGCUGGCCGCAGACCUGCAGGCUGCUGCGGAGAAUGCGGUAAGGGAGGGCGGCCGCUUCCACCUGGCCCUCUCCGGGGGCUCCAGUCCCCUAGCUCUGUUCCAGAGGCUGGCCCGCCACCACUACUCCUUCCCCUGGAGGGACACCCAUGUGUGGAUGGUGGACGAGCGAUGCGUGCCUCUCACAGAGUUGGACUCCAACUUCCGCACCCUGCACGACCAGCUGCUCCAACACGUGAAGAUGCCCUAUUUCAACAUCCACCCCAUGCCUGUGCAGAUGAACCAGCGGCUGUGUGUGGAGGAGGAUAGUGGAGCGCUGCUCUAUGAGAGAGACAUCACCCAGCUGGUUAACGCCUCCAGCUUCCACUUUGUCCUUCUAGGAGUGGGCUACGACGGCCACACCGCCUCCCUCUUCCCAGGCAGCAAGCUUGACACCCAUGGGGACAGUCUGGUAGCCCUCACCGAGAGCCCAGCCAAGCCUCACCAGCGUAUGAGCCUCACCCUCAGGGCUAUCAACCAGGCCCAGAAAGUAGGUGUGCUGGUGAUGGGUAAGAGCAAACAUGAGCUGGUCACCCAGCUCAGCCGAGUCAAGGACAACCCAAAAAAGUGGCCCGUCACUGGGAUCCGGCCGACCAGUGGCAGGCUAGUAUGGUACAUAGACUAUGAUGCUCUUUUAGGAUAGCAAACAGCUGCUUUUGGCUCUGUGAUACUGUAGCAAUGAAAUUAUGUUCAUUUAAGUGGAAAUGAAGGAUUUGCUGUAAUUGUACUAUUUUGCUGAAUUUUGACCAAGAAUGUAAAGUAAUGAUAAGAUGAUUUCAUCUCAGGAAAGCAAAGUGGAUAUGGAAGUGUGUUAUUCACAUCAUGAAUCAAGACUAACUAUAUUUUAUUUUGUUGUAAAAACAGUAUAUUUUCACAUAAAGCUACCCAUUCCACACAGAACCUACAUAGAAUAGGAUUGUUAAAAGGAGACUUUAAACUGUGAAAGACCAAUCAUUUUGGUUAAAAUCUAAUUCAAUCAAAUGUGGCCCUAUGGUAAAUGGAUUUGGACCUUUUGCUCCUAUGGUCGACAUAUAAUGUAGACUAUAGUCAUGUAUUAUUGUAUUUGUGCCUCAAUGACAAAUUAAAUAAAAAUACAUAAUGUAAUGUACUGUCCAGUAGAUUAAAUGACAUAAAAAACAUAAUCUGAUCCAUUGCUGCUUUUGUUUUAAUCUAUACUCAUGGAUAAAUAUAUAUAUAUAUAUAUAU
Messenger RNA from Coregonus sp. 'balchen', 5798 nucleotides. NCBI's taxonomy places the organism in Eukaryota, Metazoa, Chordata, Actinopteri, Salmoniformes, Salmonidae. The record is from the annotation of a GenBank genome assembly.